Messenger RNA from Pyrus x bretschneideri (Chinese white pear), 1342 nucleotides. Its product is annotated as GDSL esterase/lipase EXL3-like. Gene Ontology annotation, molecular function: hydrolase activity, acting on ester bonds. The coding region runs from base 138 to 1277 and encodes 379 amino acids. The record is from RefSeq and is a predicted model, not a curated record. Gene Ontology annotation, cellular component: extracellular region. The transcript is spliced from 5 exons. NCBI's taxonomy places the organism in Eukaryota, Viridiplantae, Streptophyta, Magnoliopsida, Rosales, Rosaceae.
UUAGCAGCACAUCUGCGAAUACAGUGAACACAUUCCCUUGAAUUAACAAGGAAAUGUCACAAACCAGUCGAAUCAAGAACCGGUCAACUCUAUCUAACAACUACUAAAACUGAAAAAGUACCUCUGAAAACUUGAAUAUGUGUAUUUUCAAUUUUUCAUCCACUUAUAAUACAAUGAAGUUUCUCUCCCAAAACCUUCUUCCCUCGUCAUCGAAAUUUUCUCUCAAAAUUUUUCCGAUCGUUAUAGUUUUAGUCUUCUACCACAAUGCUGCGGCUGUAAAACUACCAAACAACGAAAAGGUUCCGGCAGUGAUUGUUUUCGGAGAUUCGGUAGUGGAUCCUGGAAACAACAACAAUAUUAGCACUAUAGUCAAAUGUAAUUUCCCACCAUAUGGGAGAGACUUUAUAGGACAAAGACCUUCUGGAAGGUUUAGCAAUGGCAGAGUCCCCUCAGACAUGAUAGCUGAAUCAGUUGGAGUCAAGAAGAUAUUGCCAGCUUAUCUGGAUCCAAAUCUGAAGAUUCAUGACUUACUUACUGGUGUAAGUUUUGCUUCAGGUGGCUCAGGAUAUGAUCCUCUCACUCCUAAAAUAGUGUCUGUCCUAUCAUUAUCAGAUCAAAUAGACAUGUUCAAAAAUUAUAUAAGCAAGAUUACGGUAGCAGUCGGAAAGGAGGGCGCUGCAACUAUAGUAUCGAAAAGCAUAUACAUUGUGUGCACAGGAAGCGACGACAUUGUGCAUACCUAUUAUUUUACACCACUGAGGAGACCUCGGUAUGACAUUUCAGCAUAUACCGAUCUCAUGGUUGAAUCAGCUUCAAGUUUCUUUCAGGAACUAUAUGAACUGGGAGCAAGAAGAAUCGGAGUAGUAAAUCUGCCGCCAAUCGGGUGUUUGCCGUCGCAGAGAACACUGGGUGGAGGCAGAGAAAGAGGGUGCUCAGAGACUACCAACCAAGCAGCAAGCCUCUUCAACUCCAAGCUCUUGCCCAAAAUAGAUGCCUUCAAUACGAGGCUUCCAGAAGCAAGGCUUGUCUACCUUGAUAUCUAUAACACAGUGCUUUCCCUCAUCCAAAACCCUACUCAAUUUGGAUUUGAAGUGAUGGAUCAAGGAUGUUGUGGAACAGGAAAUAUUGAGGUUAGCAUUCUGUGUACUCGUUACUCUCCGGGAACCUGCAACGAUUCAUCAAAAUACAUAUUCUGGGACAGCUACCAUCCUUCAGAGAAGGGAUAUGAAGUAAUAAUCCCUCUGGUUUUCGAUUCGCAAGUUCAUAAAUUCUUCUGAGGAAUCUCACUCUCUCUCUCUUUCAAGUGUCGGCAAUCAAUAAAUUUCCUUUUAGUUUUGGUGUA